CGCCCCGCCCCUCGUCCGAAUCGCCUCACUCUUUGGGUUUUGUUCCCCGCAGCGGGGCGCCGCCCCCUCCGGCCGGCCAGGCCCCGCCCCAAUCCACGCCACGCCUCUUUCCUCUGCCUCCGCAGCCGCUGCUCUGAGCUGGGCGAGCCGCGGCGGCGGAUGCGGGCGGCUCGGUGGUUGAGCUGAGGCGCUCGCUCGCUCGCUCGCUCGCAGGGAACUGUCAGUCAACAUGGCAGCGGCUGAGGAGGCUGCGGAGAGGGAAAGCGGCGGCGGAGAAGUCCUGUCUGUCUACGUGUUCGACCGGCGCCAGGCGGAUUCGGACGGCGAAGACAAAGUUGUGAAGUGUCCUGAGGGAAACUACGGCGCCUUCCGUAGCGCCGUGUGCCAGGUAUUUGGCAUUUCCUCCAAAGAAACAUUUAUUGUCACAACCACAAAUAGAAUACGGAUCACAAAUGAAAACUUUGGGGGAAUGGUUAAAGAUGGCAUGACCUUCUAUUUGCUACAAUCAGUUGACCAGUCACUCCCCUCUGCAACAAAAGAGCGUAUUGAUUUCCUACCACAUUAUGAUACACUUGUGAAAAGUGGAAUGUAUGAAUACUAUGCUAGUGAAGGACAAAAUCCUCUUCCGUUUGCUCUUGCAGAAUUAAUUGAUAACUCUUUAUCAGCUACUUCUGAAAAUACUGCCGUCCGGAGAAUACAGUUAAAGCUGUUAUUUGAUGACUCUCAAGGGAAGCCAGCCGUUGCCGUGAUUGAUAAUGGAAGAGGCAUGAGUUCUAAACAACUGAAUAAUUGGGCUGUGUAUCGGUUAUCAAAGUUUACACGACAAAGUGAUAUGGAAAGUGACCAUUCAGGAUAUGUACGUCCUUCAGCAGUACCCCGCAGUUUAAACAGUGAUAUAUCAUAUUUUGGGGUUGGUGGUAAACAAGCAGUGUUUUUUGUUGGACAGUCUACCAGAAUGAUAAGCAAACCUGCAGAUUCUAAAGAUGUUCAUGAGCUUGUACUUUCUAAAGAAGAUUUUGAAAAGAAAGAGAAAAACAAAGAAGCUAUAUACAAGGGAUACAUUCGAAACAGAAAGCCAUCUGACUCUUCCCAUAUUGUUAAUGAUGAUGAACGAUUCCUGCACAAUCUUAUCAUGGAAGAAAAAGACAAAGAAGGUUUCACUGCAGUAGUUAUUACAGGAGUACAGCCAGAACACGUGCAGUACCUGAAAAACAAUUUUAACCGUUGGACCAGGCAACUAUCACACAUAUACCAUUACUAUAUCCAUGGACCAAAAGGAAAUGAAAUUAAUUUGCCAAUGAAGGAAGCAAGAACUUUCAACAAUAUUGAUAUUGAGAUUUCAAUGUAUGAAAAAGGGAAGACACCUAAGAUUGUGAAUCUUAGAGAAAUUAAAGAUGAUAUGCAGACAUUAUAUAUAAAUACGGCAGCAGAUAGUUUUGAGUUCAAGGCGAAAGUUGAAGGAGACGGUGUAGUGGAAGGUGUUAUACGCUAUCACCCUUUCUUGUAUGAUAAAGAAACGUAUCCUGAUGAUCCUUGCUUUCCUUCAAAAUUAAAAGAUGACAAUGAUGAUGAAGAAUGCUAUGUAAUAGAAAAGGGAGCAAGAGGGAAAAGGCCUAUUUUUGAAUGUUUUUGGAAUGGAAGACUAAUACCAUACACAACUGUUGAGAACUUUGAGUGGUGUGCUCUGCCCAAGAGAGGUCUUGCCCCAUCUGAAUGUUACAACAGAAUUUCUGGUGUGUUAUUUACAAAUGACAGAUUUCAGGUCAGCACAAACAAACUGACUUUCAUGGAUUUGGAAUUGAAGUUAAAAGACAGAAACACAAUUUUUACAAGAAUCGUCAAUGGACAGGAGCAAAGAAUGAAAAUUGACAGAGACUUUUCAUUGUGGCUCAAGGAGUGCCAUGAAAAACAUGACAAACAAAUAAAAUUCAUACACUUCAAAGAAAUAAUUACACGCACUGAGCUGCACUCUAAGCGCUUGCAGAGUCCCUGGUCUACAUAUUUGGCAAUAGAAUGGGAUGGAAAGACAUACAAAGCUGGGCAGUUGGUAAAAACAAUUAAAACAGUUCCAUUACUCUAUGGCAGAAUAAGGAAAUUUUUUCUAUAUGGCGAUCAUGAUGGAGAUGUGUAUGCGACAGGAGGAGAGGUUCAGAUAGUUUUGGAACCCGAGGAACUCUAUGAUGAAACCAAGGUUAUACCAAUAUGCAAACUUGAUCGUUCGGUUUCCAGCAAAGCAGUGAAGAAAUACAUUGAAGAGGAAAUGUCCAAGCUUCCUGAUAGGUUGUCAGUAACAUGGCCCGAUGGAGAUGAAUUAUUACCAAAUGAAACUAAGCUUGCAGGAGCUACCAUAGGAGCACUAAGAAUUGAAAUAUUGAAUAAAAAAGGAGAGGCUAUGCAAAAGCUUCCAGGGUCAGGUCAUGGAGCAGCGAAGAAAUUGCUUGUGGAACUUAAGGUCAUUUUUCAUUCCCAUAAUGGAGAUAAGGAAAUCAUUUCUCAUAUCAGUCAACAUGGGGGUAAAUGGCCUUACUGGUUCAAAAAAAUGGAAAACAUUACUAAACUUGGAUCCUACACAUUGAAACUGCAAGUGGUGUUGAAUGAAAGCAAUGCCGACACUUUUGCAGUAAGACCUCUUCCAUCAGAAACAUUUAAAUUUAAUAUAAUAGAGGGCAAGCCUCAGAAGUUUUCAAUAGGUCUUUUGGAUUCCCCAUUUCGAGUUGGGCAUCCAUUCAAUAUUCCUCUAGAUGUCCAGGAUGAAUUUGGUCAUGCUAAUCUGACGGAUGAUAUUGUGCCAAUUCUUGAGGCUAGUGGCUUAACAUUACAGUAUGAAGAAAUAGAUAAAGGACCAAAUUGUGCCAUUAAGGGUGUAACUGCUAAAAGGCCUGGUAAACAAUUACCAGGGAAAGGUCCACCAUGGCAGCUAAAUGUCAAACCAGACACUGACACAUUGAAAAUUGAAAAUGGAACAGCAUUUCCUUUCCAGGUUGAAGUGCUGGAUGAAGUAGGCAACAUAACAGCACAACCAAAACUAAUAGUUCAUUGCAAGUUUUCAGGAGCUCCAGGCCUUCCUGUAUAUGCUGUGGAUUGCAGCAGUGGUGGGAUAAAUAUCUUAACUGGACCAGUUCUACAUGUAGAGAAUAUAAAGAAAGAUCAGACGCUUAAAGCAAGGUUUGAAAUACCUAGUUGUAAAAGUGUACCACCAUUGGAGAAGACUAUUAAAUUGCUUCCCAGUAGAUCUGUUGCAAGAUUACAAAUUUUUAGCAUCGAGGGAGAAAAAGCUAUGCAGAUCCAACACCAGGAUGAAAUUAACUGGGUUGCAGGUGAUGUGAUGCAGAAUCUCAUUUUCCACAUGUAUGAUGAAGGGGACAGAGAAAUAUUAAUCACUCCCACGCUGGCCGAGAAAGUUAAGGAACCCGAGGAACUCUAUGAUGAAACCAAGGUUAUACCAAUAUGCAAACUUGAUCGUUCGGUUUCCAGCAAAGCAGUGAAGAAAUACAUUGAAGAGGAAAUGUCCAAGCUUCCUGAUAGGUUGUCAGUAACAUGGCCCGAUGGAGAUGAAUUAUUACCAAAUGAAACUAAGCUUGCAGGAGCUACCAUAGACUCAUGGGUGCUAGUAGUCUUUUGGCAUUCCCCAUUUCGAGUUGGGCAUCCAUUCAAUAUUCCUCUAGAUGUCCAGGAUGAAUUUGGUCAUGCUACUCAUCUGACGGAUGAUAUUGUGCCAAUUCUUGAGGCUAGUGGCUUAACAUUACAGUAUGAAGAAAUAGAUAAAGGACCAAAUUGUGCCAUUAAGGGUGUAACUGCUAAAGGCCUGGUAAACAAUUACCAGGGAAAGAACUUCAAUCUGAAAGUUACUCUUCCUGGCCUGAAGGAGGAAUGCCAAAUUUUGAAAAUUAAACUUCUUCCAGGUCCACCAUGGCAGCUAAAUGUCAAACCAGACACUGACACAUUGAAAAUUGAAAAUGGAACAGCAUUUCCUUUCCAGGUUGAAGUGCUGGAUGAAGUAGGCAACAUAACAGCACAACCAAAACUAAUAGUUCAUUGCAAGUUUUCAGGAGCUCCAGGCCUUCCUGUAUAUGCUGUGGAUUGCAGCAGUGGUGGGAUAAAUAUCUUAACUGGACCAGUUCUACAUGUAGAGAAUAUAAAGAAAGAUCAGACGCUUAAAGCAAGGUUUGAAAUACCUAGUUGUAAAAGUGUACCACCAUUGGAGAAGACUAUUAAAUUGCUUCCCAGUAGAUCUGUUGCAAGAUUACAAAUUUUUAGCAUCGAGGGAGAAAAAGCUAUGCAGAUCCAACACCAGGAUGAAAUUAACUGGGUUGCAGGUGAUGUGAUGCAGAAUCUCAUUUUCCACAUGUAUGAUGAAGGGGACAGAGAAAUAUUAAUCACUCCCACGCUGGCCGAGAAAGUUAAGGUAAAUUGGACUCCAAAGAUUAAUAGAGAACAGUUGGUUAAUGGCUUAUUACCUGAUGUGAAGGUACCAACAUCUGUAAAUGAUGUGCACUAUUAUGUAGUUUCAUUCCAUGAUGGGCAUGUAUCUUUGGAAAGUGCAUUCACAAUAAGACCACUUGCUGAUGAGCCAAAACAUAUUAAAUGCAAAUUAAAAGGAUCUAAUACAAUACAAAUGGGUGAAAAACUACAAGAAGAAAUUGAGGUAAUGAUUACAGAUCAGCAUGGAAAUCACAUUCAGAACCUGACAUCAACUUGUUUGGAUUCCUUGAAAAUAGACGGUAGUGGUCUGGAUAAAUCAGAAUUGAGAAGUGUUUGGCAGGCAGAUACACAAACUAUUUGUGUCACAGGAAUCAGGUUUAAACCAGGUCCUCCUGGAACCAAAGAACUGUGUUUUGCUUGGCGUGAAUUUUCUCAUUUCUUGAGACUAAAUUUAAUUGCAGGACCUCCAGCUAAAUUGGUGCUUGUGGACUGGACAGAGUUAGAAAACCCUGUGUCAGUGAUUAAUGGCAAAGAACUACAGAAGCCACUUAUAGUCCAGCUGUGUGAUCAGUGGAAUAACCCAUCUUCUGAACCUGAUGUCAAAAUCAACCUUUUAAAGGCUGGGAACUUAAAGAUUAUUCCUUCAAACCAGCAGCAUAAAACAGAUGAAAAUGGCAGAGCAAAUUUCGGAGUUCUUAGAAUUCAUGCUCCUUGGGGAGAGCAUACAUUGCAAUUUAAAGCCACAUACAACAAGAACACACUAAACUGUCCAGUAAUCAGAUUAAAUGUUCAGCCUGACCCCGAGAGACCUGUACAUUUGAAUGUCAAGUAUGACACGAAUGCUACCCUUGUAGCUGGAAACACCUUUCCUGAUUUCAUUAUUAGUGUUAUUUCUGAAGCUGAUAACAUUAUUAAAAAUAUAAGCCCAGGAAUAAUUUAUAUGAAAAUGUGGGAAGGUAGUAGAACUGUACCUCAAAAUGUUACAACGUAUGUCUGUACCAAAACAAAUGAUGACGACAGUAGCUUUUUUUACUUCAGGCAAAAAAUGGUUCCAGAGAAAGUGGGCACCUACAGCAUCCAGUUUGCAUUUGCCAUUGACAAAAUAAACAUUCUUAACAGCGAACAGAUUGUUUUUGAAGUGGAGCCUAAUGAACCAACACAGCUGAUGCCAAGAAUUUUGCCAAAUACUCCUACCGUUUCUAAUGCUCAGAGUGUUGGCAGUCGGACCCUUGUCAAAGACUUGACUCUUGUUAUUAUGGAUGAAUACAAAAACUGCACUGGCAAUGACUUGGAUGGGAAAAUCAUAGCUAAAAUUCGAAGUUCAACUGAUAAAGUUAAGGACAUCCCCCUGUUUCAGGGUAAAACAGAUACAGUUGAGUUUCCAUUUCACAGAGGAAUUGUUGAAAUUGAGGAUCUUGUGCUGGCAGAAAAUAGUCCAGGGAGAGAUAGUACUGAAUAUAUUCUUGUAUUUGAGCCAGAUAUACCCAUUUUGAAUCGACGUUUGGAACCUUAUUGUCUCCCUUUUAUGUUUUAUGAUGGUUAUAAGAAACAACAGCAGAUGGCCACACUUUCAAAAGAGAGAGACGAGCUUUCUAAGUCAAUAACUGCAUACAGAGAUACGUUUGACACCACUAAUCAGCUUCUAACUGAAAUGAAGCGUCAAGUUCAGGAGGCUGAAACAAGAGAGGCUCAGCUGAAGGAUAAACUGAAAAGACUUCGGAUUGAUAUACCUCAGACUAACGUUCUGCACUUUGCUUGUUCUCUACUAAAAGAGAAAAUCUCUGAGCGGGAAGGAAUAAUGAAACAACCUAGAAGAACAUGCACAUGUUCUGAUUAUCCCAAAGACAAAGAUGUUUUGGGCAAGAUUUCACACUUAGCACAAAUUGAAGAUAAUGAAGCAGCAAAGGUUAUUUCUUGGCAUUUGGCAAGUGACAUGGACUGUGUAGUCACUUUGACUACUGCUGCAGCUCGUCGUAUCUUUGAUGAAACCAAAGGUCAGCAGCAGGUGUUGCCUCUUGAUUCUAUUUAUAGGAGGAGUCUUCCAGACUGGAACAGGCCUUUACCUCACUUACAAAAUGGAAGAAAUACUUUCAAGGCUAUAGGAAAUCCUGUGUUUGCCAGGAACUUGCUAACAUUUCCGGAGCACACAGAGAAUUGCCAGACAGUGUUUGGGAUGCUUUUAGGAGAUGCCAUUCUUAUUGACAAUUUGGAUGCUGCCAAUCAUUACAGAAAAGAGCUUGUUAAAAACACACAUUGCCCAGCAUUAUUGACAAGAGAUGGAGAGAGAAUUCGUAGCAAUGGAAAGUUUGGAGGUCUUCAGAAUAAAGCCCCUCCCAUGGAUAAGCUUCGAGGAAUGGUUUUUGGAGCACCUCUGCCGCAACGAUGCAAAAUUCUCUCUGAACAGAUAGAUCUCCUUCAGCAGUACCAGAAAGCAGUUGCAUGGCUUACUAAUAAGAAGGCAGACCUUGAUUUCCACGAGCAAUCAUAUAAUAGUCCAGAAAUGAAUAAAAAGAAAAAAGAGCUUGCAGACCAGGAAAAGAGACUCAAGGCAAUAGAGCAGGAAUUGGGCAUUACCUCAUCUGGUCGAUGCUCCAAAUCUUCAGUUCACAUGGAAGAACUUGAUACAUUUGACAAUCCUAGCCCUCCAAAAAGAAUGCGGAGAGAAACAGCAAAACGGUCACUCAGUCCAGAAGAAUGGGUAUCAUCUCCUCCCAUGAAGAAACAGCAGCAAAGAGCAACAGAUACAUCAGAUGUUAAUGGAACAGCCCGAAAAAAGAAACCAUAGACUAUAAACAUAUUUCUUAAAAAGUAACUGUAUAUUGAAAUGUGUACAAGCUGGGGAAAAAUAAAUUCAUGUUAACCACCAUUCUUGUAUACUUCUAGAGAAACGUUGUUAGUAACAACUGUUAAGCUUUAUUUUGUAUAGCUUUUUCUAUGGUUAUUAGACUUCAGUAUGUGGAAGUAAUAAAUAUGCUUUUUUAUUUAUGAUAACACAUUCAGAUUUUACAAUAAAAUGGCUACAAUACUACA
This is a messenger RNA of Podarcis muralis (Common wall lizard), 7452 nucleotides long. The record is from RefSeq and is a predicted model, not a curated record. NCBI's taxonomy places the organism in Eukaryota, Metazoa, Chordata, Lepidosauria, Squamata, Lacertidae.